GUACUUAUUUGGCUUCCAUUUUGUCUACGGAAUUUGCUUGGCAAAUACCAAAUAAGUAGAUAUAGAUUUAUAUUUAUUUUUUUAAUGUUGGGCACAGUGACUAUCUGUCAAGUGUUAGCGUUUUCACUGUCACUAGUGUCUUUGUCAUUGUCACUAUCAAAAAUGCAAACAAAUCAACGUUACAUAUAUUGUCAUUUUUAAAAGUUCUGUGAUGCUAACUUGUAAAGUUUUUGUGGGUUACUAUUGUGGAUUUAUAAAUUUUUAGUCAAUUAAAACUUAUCACAUUUAUCAUUAUGGACGAAUCAUAUUCUGAUAGUGAUGUUACAUUAUCACCUUCACAGAUAUUGGAACGUUUACAAGCCUUACGGCGAUUACAACUAUUGCAGCGCGGUAAAUUACACAAACAGCGCUUGGAAUACCAAGAUGUUUCGGAGAAUUCCUCCAGUAUCACUGAAAUUAUUAGCCAUUUUACAAACAGUAUCAGUUACAGUACAUUCCGAAGUUUACUUCAGUCUCCUCAAGAUAGCAAUGAAGUAAGUCCUCGUCUUAACACAAGUAAUUUGUCUUCAAAGGUAAAAGAACAAGAUUUAGUUGAAGGGGUUUCUGUGCUGAAUCUCUCUCAAGAAUCUGAAUUCGUCAUGAAUUCUCCCAAUUCCGGAAGAAGUGAAUUAGCUUCUAAUAGAUCACAAUCAAUUCAAGUCCAAAAAAAUGUUUCUGAUACCAAAUCAAUAGCCCAAAAACAAAUAUCUCUGGAUGACAUGCCCAUACUUUCCCCAAAGAAAGAUUUUGAAUCUUUAGUUUUAGAAAAGUUACAAAAGGAAAAACAAGUUCCGAAACCACAAAGCCUUCGAAAUGAUGCAUUACCAGUUUCUAAAAAGCCAUAUUUAAAAAGAGGUGAAGGAUUAGCUCGAUUUGGAUUAAGCAAGAAAGACCUUAUUAUACAGAACACAAAGACUUUACCGUGGAAACAAAGAUAUUUAAAUCUUCAUCAUAGUAAAAGUCUCAAUACAACACCACGAAAAAAUAAUACAAAAAUGAAAGAAGAUGUACCUGUUGAAAUAAUAAUGUCUGAGAAAAAAGAUAAAUUACCUAAAAUAACUGUUACUAAAAGUGCACCAAAAGAAAUAACCGUAACUGAAAAUGGGACAAAAGAAACUGUUCCAAAAGAAUUAAAGUGUAGUGAACCUGUAUUACCUACAAAAACAAUAGGACAUGACAAAAAAAAAGUUUCCCCAGAGAUAAAACAUUUAAAAAACUGUGAAUCACAAGUAAAGCAACACAACUUACUGCAGUGGCCUAAAGAGAAGCACCCAAUGAUGCAGAAUAAAGCAAAAACCUGGGCAGCAAUAUUAAGUAAAGAACAAAAUGAUUUUCUAACACAACUAAAACAAAGUGAUUAUUAUAAAAAUUUUGCCUCCCCAGCUAAAAGUACUGUAUCGGACAUGAGUUGUGAUGAGAACAUUUGUCAGGCUAGGCAAGAACGGGAAACAGCAGAGCAGAAAAUGUUUGACUUGCUUGAAACUAAAGUGACACAUGAAAGUUUCAAUAUGGAAAAUUCAUUUUUCAAUAGGUUUUUGAGAAAAAGUAAUUUAGAAUGUUCUGGGGAAAGCACACCUUUAGUGUUACAGAGGUGUUUAGCUAAUAAUCCAGCACUCAUGCACAUCUACCCUGAUCUAAACAAAGAAAAGAAGAGCACGCACUUUGACAUUGAAACAUGUAACAGUGAAUACACAGAUUGUUGCAGUGAUACCUGUUCCUCAGUCUCCAGUUGCUGUUCCUGUAAAACUGUAGAACAAGCUGAUAAUAAAAAACAUUUGCAGCAAAAUAAAGGUCAAAGAAACAAAGCCCAAAAAGAACAGGAAGUAAAUUCAAAAAAUAAGGUUGAUUGUGAUCAAAAUGACAAUGUCACAGAAACUGAUGUCAUAAAGGCUAACAUGGCAGAAAUGAAUGCAAAAUUAAUUUCCACUAGCGAACUCUUAAAAGACAGACUCCAUGAGCUUGAAGAUGAAAUAGAAACAUUUAGAAAAGAAAAUGCGAAUUUAAGUAAAAUGCGUGAGGAAUUUGAUUUAGAGAGACAAAAGUUUUAUGAAGAAAAAGCAGGAUAUGAACAAAAGUUUAAUGAGGAGAAAAUACUUUCUGAAUAUUAUUUAGCAGAGGAAAAAGAGAAAAUGACCAAACAAAAACAAAUGUAUGAAAGGUAUGUGAGAGAAAUGAGAGGCCGGCUAAACAAGAAAGACAAGGAUGAAGUUGUUAAUUUAAAAAAAGAGAUCAGUGAUCUCAAAGAUGAAAUAAGAUUAAAAGAUGCAAAGUCAACAUCUACCAUAGCUAGACUAAGAAAUCAAUUAAAAAUUAUUGAAAAAGAAAAGAAAGAUUUGCAAGCAGAAGUUGAAAAACUUAAGAAAGAAAAUAGAAGAAUACAACACAGUAAUGAAGUAACCAGAAGAUUGACUAACAUUAAGUACUUAGAGGAGAUCAAUAAGAAGUUAACUCACAUGACAGCAAAAGAUACACAAUCAGAAAUUAAUAUGGAUAACAAUGUUAAGUACAAAGCUUUUGAAAUAGAGAGGCAAAGUAGAAGUAGAAGAGCUGCUAACUCAACUAAAACUAAUAUAAGGCCUAGAGCAAAAAGUGUGCCCAAUUUGAAUGUUACCUCACGUUAUGCCAAAUAUUUUAGCCAGAGGGAUGCUGUUAGUCACAUGGAGAAAAAUAAAUCUCCAAAUGUAGAGCCAUACACAAAUUAUACUUAUCCAUCAGAUAAUGAAGAUACGGAAUGCGAAGAAGAUAAUUUGGAUAUAUCAGACUCCAUUCAAGACAAAGAUGUAAGUGAUAGUGAACAUGAAAAUAAUUUGGAAAAAUUGUACACAGAGCGGUUUCAAUCCAUAUCUCCCAGGAGUAAUAAAUCAAAUGUUACAAAUAGUGAAAGGAACAGCCUGGAGAAUAAUGUUCAUGCCUCAGAUCAAUUCUUUUUACGUAAAUCUGAAAGUAGUAGGGACUCAAAGUCACCAGUUUUACAUCCAAACAAACCUAGCAAUUUAAAUACAAUCUCCAGUAGAUCUAAUUCAUCUAGGUCCAAAUCUCCUAUAUCUAUUCUAAGUCAUAAAACGACUAAUAGCCGAAUAUCAUCAAAUAAUGAUUUACACAGCUCUAUGGAACAUUUGUCCAACAAUUCUGGUCAUUCUUCUAGAUCCAAAUCACCAUACUCAAGUGGAAAUUUCACAUCAAAUAGCUUUAGACCUUCAACUGUUGUAAAUAAAGCUCAAUAUAGAGACAGAUUGUCAGUUGUUAGUCCUGAACCUACAACAAGCAAAACCAGCUUAUCGAAAACCAAUUUAAAACCAACUGAAACUGUGAAACCUGAUGGUUCAAAAGAAUUCCGUUUUCCCAAUGGAAAUGUGAAAUAUAUAUCUGCAGACGGAUUGUACAGCAAGUUUGUUUAUUACAAUGGAGACAUCAAAGAGAACUUCUACAAUGAGGGGAGAAUUAAAUAUUAUUAUGCAGAAUCUAAAACCUACCAUACUACUCAUCCUGAUGGCUUAGAGGUCCUAGAAUUUCCAGAUGGCCAAGUGGAGAAACGAUACAAGGACGGUUCAACCGAGAUCCGCCUGCCCAACGGCAGCGUCCGCUACUUCGACCCGAAGAACCAGCACGUGCGCGAGGAGUGGCGCUUCCCCGACGGCGCGGCGCUCACGGUCGCCGCGGACGGGCAGCAGAGGAUCGUGUUCCCCAAUGGGCAGGUCGAGGUUCACGCUAAAGAUCAUAAACGCCGUGAAUUCCCCGACGGCACUGUGAAACUGGUGUACAACGAUGGCACGUCUGAGACGCGGUACGCUUCGGGAAGAGUUCGCGUCAAGGACAAGAACGGACAUCUCAUUAUGGACUCGGCUCCUGGGUGAUUAACUUGAUUGAAGCAGUAUAGCUAGUUGUAGCUAGAAUAAGGUCAAGUGGAGCAUAUUUGGCCUUAUUUCCUUUGAUUACUUGUGGGGCUAUUCAAUAACUUUCAGAAGCCAUUAAAUGUUUUAUAUAUAGGUACUCUCUUUCUCUUGUCUUUUUGAUCGCAAAAAAUCUUUAAAAUUUAUAUAAAAGGAGAAAAAAAAUGUUCUUGGCUUUUAGAAGUGUUAGUUUUAACAUUGAUAAGAGUAGAUACUUUCGGCAACAGAUGUUUGGUUUUAAAUUCAAAUAAUUUCAAGAGAUUUAUAACUUUAGUCUGUAUGUGUCAGUUGCCAUCAGCAAUUUUAACGUUAUUUGGUUGUUAAUAAAGGCCAAAUGUGCUCUAUAAAUCUGCCUGUAGUACUGAAUUAUAUAUGCAUGUGUAAUUUGUAUAAAGAAUAAUAUGAGCAUUCUAUUCGGAAUUAUAUAUGCAUGUCUUACGAUCAAUAAUUUUGGCAAAGUACCUAAAAUUGCUCAAUGUAAAAUUUUGUAAAUAAAAUAAUUGCAUACAUACCUAUAGCAUUAGACAAGUUUAUUUGAAUCUCAAUUCAAUCAUUAAGCCAAGCAGCUGAACAUGGCCUUUCAGUAUUUGCAAGACUGUUGGGUCUGCCUACCCCGUGAGGGAUGGAGACUUGAUUAUAUGAAUGUAGUAUUGGACCUACGAGGGGUCUAUCAUGAAGUUGACAAGGCAUAUAUCUUAUCUACUCUCUUUGGUUAUCGGUAAUUUCGAGUUUGAUAUACCUAUAAUAAAGGGGCUGGGCCCUACAUGGUCAAGUAUACGAAACCUAUCGCGAUUUUAAACCUGUCUCUUAAUGUUUUGUAAAUUGAAAUUUUAUUGAAUUAUAAAUAAGAUAUGUUACAAAUCGCCAAUUUGUUACUAUUAUACAUAUAUUUCUGAUUAUUGAAUAUUGUUAAUCAUUUGAUGAAAUAAGUUUUUACCAUGU
Amyelois transitella is the source of this 4871-nucleotide messenger RNA. RefSeq names its product centromere protein J (gene Sas-4). Gene Ontology annotation, biological process: centriole elongation; cilium assembly. Gene Ontology annotation, cellular component: nucleus; centrosome; centriole. NCBI's taxonomy places the organism in Eukaryota, Metazoa, Arthropoda, Insecta, Lepidoptera, Pyralidae. The transcript is spliced from 3 exons. Gene Ontology annotation, molecular function: tubulin binding. The coding region runs from base 294 to 3893 and encodes 1199 amino acids. The record is from RefSeq and is a predicted model, not a curated record.